CGGUGGUCGCGGCGAGGACGAAGACGCCCCGCUGCUACUGCUGCCGCCGCCGUUCCUGCUGCUGCUGCUGCUUCGGCGACCCCUGCCAAGGGAGGAAUGGUCGGGCCCGGUUUCCUCCCAGCGCCGCGGCUGCUUCCGGGAUUCCAUCAUGGGGGACUGAGGAAGCGCAGCAGUCCCAGAGCUGGCCCGGUGGACGGCCACCUUCCCCCGAGUCUCUGCGAAGCGGCACCCGCCUCCCCAGGGAGCGGCCGACGGCGGGCGCCGGGUACAUGUUCCGGGGGGCUGAGCCCAACCCGAGCAGACCUCCGGCCGCCAGGAAGAGCUGGCAGUUCAGCAAGACUAUGGAGGAACUAGUUCAUGAUCUGGUCUCUGCACUGGAGGAAAGUUCGGAGCAGGCAAGAGGAGGCUUUGCAGAUACAGGAGACCAUUCUCGCAGUGUCUCUUGUCUUCUAAAACGCCAGGCCCGAAAGCGAAGGGGGAGGAAAAGACGUUCAUUUAACACCCAUCACCCCUGGGAGACAGGCCACUGUUUAAGUGAAGGCUCUGAUUCCAGCCUUGAGGAACCAAACAAGGAUUAUAGAGAAAACCAUGCCAAUAACAAGAAAGACCAUAGCGACUCUGAUGACCAGUUGUUACUUGCAAAACGCAGGCCGACGUCAAAUUUAAAUAACCUCAGGGGCAAAAGGCCUCUAUGGCAUGAACCUGAUUUAGCAGUUGACAAUCUAGGAAAUAGGACUCUGCGGAGGAGGCGAAAGGUGAAACGAAUGGCGGUGGAUCUACCUUCAGAAGUAACAAACACGCUGACCUUACCGCAGCAGCAGGAUAACAUUAAGGAUCAGGAAAUGGACAAUGACAACAGAUCUUGCCAACAUCAAGAACUAACCAAGAGCAAAGUUAAAAAAAGGAAACUAGCAGCAAGUCGGCAAGGACCAGACAUUUUGGAUGAAGGAGUGGUCAUUGAGAAUGAUGAAAUCAACCAGACAAGCAAGGAUAAGAUGGAAUAUGAGGAGCAAAAGGGCUCAGAUGAAAACAUGAGUGACAGUGAAUCCAGCAGCCUGAGCAGUAGUGAUGCUGGUUUGUUUACCAAUGAUGAGGGAAGACAAGGUGACGAUGAGCAGAGUGACUGGUUCCAUGAAAGUGAACCUGGAGGUGCCUGUGGGAUCACUGGGAUCAUUCCCUGGUGGGAAAAAGAAGACUCUACAGAACUGGAAAAAGAGUUGCCUGAUCCAGUCUUUGAAAGUAUCUUAACAGGCAGUUUCCCUCUGAUGUCCCACUCAGGCAAGAGAGAUUUCCAGACAAGGUUUAGUCACCUUCAUGGAAUGCCAGCAAGGAACAUCAAAAAGGCUGCUGGGAAUCUGACCACAAUGAAUACUGCUCCAGGCUCAUGCGUCAACAAGAAAGCUGCACAUUUGUCCCAGGAGUCUCAUCACCAUGACCAUUGGUUUAGCCCUGGGGCUAGGAAGGAACAUAGCCAGCUUCAACUCCUGCGGGACAACCGAUCAGAGAGAGGACACAAGAAAAACAGUUCAGUGAAAACAGCUAGCAGACAGACAAGUGUGCAUUUGGGAUCCUUAUGUAUGGGUGAUAUCAAACGAAGGAGAAAAGCCGCGCCACUGCCAGGACCCACCGGGUUUGUAGGUGAAAAUGCUCAACCGAUCUCAGAUAGCAACAUUGGCAAUAGGAUGCUCCAAAGUAUGGGCUGGACACCUGGCACAGGCCUUGGACCAGAAGGCAAAGGGAUAGCCGAACCAAUCCGAGCAAUCCAGAGGCCAAAAGGACUUGGACUUGGAUUCAGCUAACCGAAAGGCACUCCAGCUGCUGUUCAGACAAGACGACGACCAACCUUUCAACUUUGAAAUAACUAAAAACAUUCAGCUGUUCUCAGAAACAUCCAGUGAUUCUUACCGUCACUUUUGAAUACAGAAGCCUCAAUGUUUUCUAUUAAAAGCUGCAAGGGACCAGCCAUUAGGGCAGUCCUGAUGUUUGAACCCUAACUCUGUAAUGGUGCUAAUCUUUUUAAUUGUACUUUUUUAUUUUCUGUGGUCUUGACCAUUUAUAUUGUCAAAAUUCCCAAGAACUGAUUGGAUUCGUCCCGUCCCCCCCCCCCCUUUAAAGACUUGCCAACUGCACAGGUGCACCUGAGUUUUUCUUUCUCAACCCUUUCAUAGAACAGGCCACUUUUGCUCGUUUCAGUUAUAAUGGAAAGCUGCUGUGUUACUUAAUAAGAUGGUGCAGAUGCAGUAUAGUAUUUGACAUUGCUGCACAUCUCCCUUCCAUUCCAAAAAGGUCUUGGUAGAUUGUUCAUCAAGGCAGCAUAGAUGCGGAGCUGCUUUAACAGUACUCUAGUGAGGAAAGAAGGAGUGACAGAGUUCACCUUUCUAAAAGUUUGCAUCUCUGCCUCAGUGGCAGCCAGAUACAGCCUUCAUGGGCAGGGCUGCUCAUGACUCUGCCUCAUUUCAGGCCAGUUUAAUUUUAUAUUUAAUUUGAUAUACAAUAUUUGCAGAUGAGCCAACAUAAAGCACAUCUUGCUUCCCAGCAUGCAAUUUUGCAUGACAAACGCAUGACAAACGGCAAGCUUUAUUAUUCCAGGAGUUGCUGCAUGUAACUCCACCCUCCUCUCUCUCACCCUAAUACACACACCUUUUGAGUACAAUUUUAAUUGGUUGUUGCAUCUUAGGUGGUGUCAUUUUAAAAGCAAAGUUUUUAAACCAAUUGUACUGCUGUCAUUUAUCCAAUCACUGUGAAUGUGUAUCCCGACCCGUUGUUAGCUAAGUGGAUUUAAAAUGGGACAUUAGAGUCUCUGAAUUAUAGUUAUCAUUUGGGAGAUAUUUCUUAACUGGGGAAAAACAAAACACGGUGGUGACAAAGGUGGGCCAGGGUGGAGGCUUCUCAGGCACAUAUUCUUGAAAGAAGGUGAAAGGAUUUGAAACAGUCUAACAGGAAGUGCUUUAAUUUUAUCAACAGCCAUAAUUUCACACUUAAUAUUUUGGCUUGCUUCUGUGCUGACACCAAUCUCAUUAAAGAGUCCUUCUAUCACUGGA
Messenger RNA from Podarcis raffonei (Aeolian wall lizard), 3041 nucleotides. RefSeq names its product G-patch domain containing 2 (gene GPATCH2). NCBI's taxonomy places the organism in Eukaryota, Metazoa, Chordata, Lepidosauria, Squamata, Lacertidae. Bases 270 to 1799 code for a protein of 509 amino acids. The transcript is spliced from 10 exons. The record is from RefSeq and is a predicted model, not a curated record. Gene Ontology annotation, molecular function: nucleic acid binding.